Molecule: messenger RNA, 330 nt
Organism: Paracoccidioides lutzii Pb01
Exons: 2
Coding region: 1-330 (109 amino acids)
Source: RefSeq, a predicted model, not a curated record
AUGAAGAAAGAUCAUUCUGAGAAGUUUAAAAUAGUUGAGAAAGUGUUCAAGUAUCUACAAGAAAUAUAUGAGAAUAUUAAUAAGCUUGAGAAUGCAAAGACAGAAUAUCAACAUUUAAUAAUGAGAAAUAAAGAUGAAUAUCACAUAUUUGUGAUUAAAUUCUUGCACCUGACUAGUGAAGCUGAGAUUCAUAAGAAAGAUUAUAAACAACUUGCAUCAAUUACAGCAUCUUUCAAAAGAUUCAAGAUAUCUGCAUCUAGACUACUCACUAUAUUAAGAGCAUGUCAGGUCAUUACAACUGAAGAUUACUCAGUCAUGAAGAAACUUUAA